UGAUUCUAAUAAUGAUAUUGAAAAAGAAGAAACACAAAUUCAAAAUCAAUUAGAUCAAUGGUUAAAAAUACUUCAAGAAAAUAAUGAAAAUAUAGUUGAUUUAGAUUUCGAUAUUAUGUAG
This is a messenger RNA of Funneliformis mosseae, 121 nucleotides long. Lineage: Eukaryota; Fungi; Glomeromycota; Glomeromycetes; Glomerales; Glomeraceae. The record is from the annotation of a GenBank genome assembly.